Molecule: messenger RNA, 805 nt
Organism: Theobroma umbraticum
Lineage: Eukaryota; Viridiplantae; Streptophyta; Magnoliopsida; Malvales; Malvaceae
Gene: HVA22C
Product: HVA22 homolog C
Source: RefSeq, a predicted model, not a curated record
AAGAAGGGACCCUUUACCCCACAUUCCCACUGUUGUUCCCUUGUUCAAUUUCAAAGUUUAAUCGUCAACCCUUUCACAUUUGACACUUGCCAUGCUCUCUGCAUUUUUUACAACCUGAGAAAGGAAAACCAAACCAAUCCCUCAGAGACAAAAGUUAAACUUAGUAAGCAGAAGCAAGAGAGUGAUGGGUUCCCAGAACUUUCUCCAAGUUGUUGCCAAGAACUUUGAUGUUCUUGCUUUGCCUCUGGUCACUCUUGUUUACCCUCUAUAUGCUUCAAUUAAGGCUAUCGAGACGAGAUCCAGCAACGAUGAUCAGCAAUGGCUGACAUAUUGGGUCCUCUACUCUAUGAUUACACUCUUCGAACUUACAUUUGCCAAAGUCCUUGAAUGGUUCCCUAUCUGGCCUUAUGCUAAGCUAAUCGUGACAUGCUGGUUGGUCUUACCUCACUUCAACGGAGCAGCAUAUGUUUAUCGUCACUUCAUUCGACCAUUUUACAUGAACCCUCAAAGUGCCAGUACAAUCUGGUAUGUCCCGCGCAAGAAAAACAUCUUCAGCAAGCAAGACGACAUCCUUGCUGCUGCUGAGAAGUACAUCCAAGAGCACGGGACUGAAGAAUUCGCAAGGCUUGUAACUAAGGCUGAAAGGGAAGAAAGACACAAGCGCAGCAACAAUUACAUGAUCUUUGAUGAUGAUUAUAUAUAUUGAAUAUCCUUCUUUUAAAAAAUUUCAGCUGAUUAUCUAUGUAAAAUGUCAAUCAUAUUUGUGACAUGGGCAUGAAAUAUAUAAGGAUUCUUCUUCUGCUUA